AUGAAUUUGCGACAUUUUGUACAAACGUCCAAUUUUUUCUUGAGAAAUGUCCGAAAUUACUCGACUAGAUCUGCAGUAGACCCAGUUAUUAGUCCAAAAGAAUCAUCAAACAACGAAACGAAUCAGACAGAGGCUCAAACUCAUUUUGGCUUUAAAUAUAUCCCGGAAAGUGCAAAGGAGACACUAGUCGGUCAAGUAUUUGCGAAUGUUGCAUCGAAUUAUGACUUGAUGAAUGAUGCAAUGAGUAUCGGUGUCCAUCGUCUAUGGAAAGAUCAUUUUAUACGUUCGUUGGCACCUGGUCCAGGCACUAAAUUAAUCGAUGUAGCAGGCGGAACAGGUGAUAUCGCACUUGGUUUUCUCAAUUAUUGCAAGGAGAUUCAUGGAGAUCAGUCAGCGCACGUAACUGUUCUUGAUAUAAAUCCUAAUAUGCUUGAAGUUGGAAAAAAACGAUUUGCAAAGACUGUGUAUGACAAAGCUUCUCAAGUCUCGUUUAAAGUUGGGAAUGCUGAACAACUUGAUUACCCUUCGAAUUCCUUUGACGCGUACACGAUCGCGUUUGGUAUACGAAACUGCACCCACAUUGAUAAGGUAUUGAAAGACGCAUAUCGAGUCUUGAAACCAGGCGGGAGAUUUAUGUGCCUUGAAUUCGGAAAAGUAGAGAAUCCUAUUCUCUCUCCACUUUAUAAUUUAUAUUCGUUUCAAGUGAUUCCGAUGCUAGGACAAAUAAUAGCUGCCGAUAGAGACUCGUAUCAAUAUCUUGUGGAAAGUAUUCGUCAGUUUCCUCCGCAACCAGAGUUUGCUAGAAUGGUGCGUGAUGCUGGGUUUACUUUGGUUGGUAAGGGUUGGGAAGAUCUCACUUUUGGCGUAGCAGCAAUUCACUCGGGAUUCAAAUUAUAA
Molecule: messenger RNA, 897 nt
Organism: Ambispora gerdemannii
Lineage: Eukaryota; Fungi; Glomeromycota; Glomeromycetes; Archaeosporales; Ambisporaceae
Source: the annotation of a GenBank genome assembly